UUCACUUAUUCUAAAGACCAAGUUACUCCUUGGUGUUCUAAUGGAUCUCAGACGAUUUGGUAAACUAUUCUGCUUGGUUGUAUUGUGGAAAAUUUGUUGCUGUGAUGAUGAUGAAGAUGUAUGUCUGUUGAAACCAGAACGAGGUCGUUGUCGUGCAGCUAUUCGUUCAUACUAUUAUGAUUCAGCCUCUAAUGAAUGCAAGCAGUUCAUUUAUGGUGGAUGUGGCGGUAAUGGGAAUCGAUUCUCUACAAUAAAGGCAUGUGAAGAUGAGUGUAAAGAUAUUUGUCUCUUGAAGCCGGAACCUGGUAUGUGCAGAGCUUAUUUCCCUUCAUUCUACUAUGAUCAAAGCUCUAAUGAGUGCAAAAAAUUUGUUUAUGGAGGAUGUGGUGGUAAUGAAAAUCGAUUUACUUCAAAAGAGACCUGUGAGGAAACAUGCAAACUUGAUUAGAUUUUGCAUAGAGCUGAAAGAGGCAUAAUUCGAUGUUGUUAUAUGCCAUUUGCCUGGCUUAUUUAAAGCAUGUGUUCAAAUAAUUAUACCUGUGAUGAUUUUGGUAUUAUCUAAUCUAUUUAAUCUUUUUGGCAUGUGUUGUCGCUUGUUAGUGUUGUGUUAUUUGAGCUACACUUUCAAUAAAUAAUCUAGAAAUUUAUUUUAC
Trichobilharzia szidati is the source of this 653-nucleotide messenger RNA. The record is from the annotation of a GenBank genome assembly. Lineage: Eukaryota; Metazoa; Platyhelminthes; Trematoda; Strigeidida; Schistosomatidae.